UUUCUCUUCAGUUACCCUACUUUGAGAAGAAGAAAAAUGCCAUUUCAUAUCUCACAUCAUAAUGUAAAAAUAUUUUUGGUAACAUUUUUGUAACUCUAGGAGUACCACCUUCAAUUAAAAGAUGUCCAAUUAGAUUGAUCUUCUACAUCUAUGAAAGAACACUAGUACGCCGAACUCGCAUACCCAAAAGAUGUUGCUGCAGGGUACUCUGCUUUUGUUCCUCCUACUUCCAUUUUGCUCAUCCACCAGGGACACCAUAACACAGAACCAAUCAAUUAAAGACGGUGAAUAUUCAUUAUUUUCCAAGGAGAUGAAGUUUGAGCUAGGCUUCUUCAGCCCCGGCAAUACUACUAAUCGUUAUGUUGGAAUUUGGUAUGCAAAAUUACCAGAAAAAACGGUGGUUUGGGUUGCAAACAGAAACAAUCCCAUUAAUGAUACCUCUGGCAUCCUUACAAUCGACAGGUAUGGAAACCUCCUUCUCUAUGCUCACCAUAACAAUGAAAUUCCUAUAUGGCACACAAAUGUUUCUGUCCAGCUUUCCAAGAAUUCUUCAGCUCAGCUCCUGGAUACAGGAAAUUUCAUCUUAAUCCAAGAGGAAAAUAACAAAAACAUACUAUGGCAGAGCUUCGAUCACCUUACAGAUACUUUCCUUCCACAUAUGAAACUGGGGUUGAACCGGAGAACUGGUCUGAAUUGGUACCUUACAUCGUGGAAGUCCCUUGAUGAUCCAGAAUCCGGUGAAUACUCCUAUAGACUAGAUGUUAAUAGCUCUCAAUUCUUUCUGUAUCGGGGUUCAACCCGGUAUUGGAGAAAUGGUGAUUGGCCAUGGAAGAAAGUUCCCUUCAUAGUAUCCUUUGACAUGUAUACAUAUAGUUUUUGGGACAAUGAAGAUGAGAUAUGCGGCACGUAUUUUUCUGAUGAUGCCAACAAAAUAACAAGAGUAGUAGUAAAUGAUUCUGGGUCACUUCAGCAUCUGGAAUGGAACGUUGCUGACAGUCAAUGGAAGGAAGUAUGGUCUGCACCUAAGUAUCAGUGUGACCCAUAUGGACACUGUAGUGCAAACAGUAAAUGCAGUCCGGACAAUGUGAACAAGUUUGAGUGUGAGUGUUUGCCUGGCUAUGAACCGAAAUCGCCGACUGUUUGGUAUCAAAGAAAUGGAUCAGAUGGGUGUAAAAGCAAGGCUGUAGGAUCAUCACACUGUGGGAAUAGAGAAGGGUUCUUGAAGAUGACAAAUAUGAAUGUUCCAGAUACAAGUGGAGCUAGGUUGGGUGAAAAUAUGAGUGAGACAGAAUGUAAGAAUGCAUGCUUGAGAGAUUGCUCGUGCGUAGCGUUUGUCAGCAUAGAAGCCAAAGAGGGAAGCAGCUGCUUGGCAUGGCAUGAAGACUUGAUGGACAUUUUGGAGUAUACGGAAUCGGGAUACAAUCUCUCUGUUCGUGUCACAGAUGAUUUAGCUGAGAAUCCCAGAACAUCAAAAGGUGUCACCAGAAAAAGGAUUAUGCAUGCUGUUAUCUUUUCGUUUGCGGGGUUGGCAUUGUUACUUGGCAUGAUAUUUGCAUAUUGGUGGCUUAAGAAGAAAAGGAAGCUCAGAUAUGAACAUGAAGAAACCAGGACAGAACCUGCAGAUUUGCCAUUUUACCAUCUAAGCACAAUAAUAGCUGCUACCGAUAAUUUCUCCCCGGCUAACAAACUUGGAGAAGGUGGCUUUGGCUCUGUUCAUAUGGGUCGGCUAUCAAACGGGCAGAAUAUUGCUGUGAAAAGAUUGUCUAAAAGUUCUGGACAAGGGGUUGUAGAAUUCGAAACCGAAGUCAUGCUGAUGACGAAACUUCAGCAUAGAAAUCUUGUUAAGCUUUUAGGUUGUUGCAUCCAGGGGGAAGAAAAGAUGUUAAUUUAUGAAUACAUGCCUAACAAAAGCUUGGACUCCUUUAUCUUCGAUCAAGCAAAAAGGUCACUCUUGGAUUGGAGAAAACGUUUUGAUAUUAUUAUAGGGAUUGCACGUGGACUUCUAUACCUUCAUCAAGACUCAAGACUGAGGAUCAUCCAUAGAGAUCUAAAAGCCAGCAAUGUUCUUUUAGAUGUUGAGAUGAACUCUAAAAUUUCAGAUUUUGGCAUGGCUAGAAUAUUUAAUGGGGACAAAAUUCAGGAUAAAACGAAUAGAGUUGUUGGAACAUUUGGAUACAUGUCACCGGAAUAUGCGUUGUUUGGAAAAUUCUCAACAAAAUCUGAUGUUUUCAGCUUUGGUGUCCUAUUACUAGAAAUAGUAAGUGGCAUGAAGAAUAAUGGUUGUUGUCCAGAAAAUGCUUCCAUGAAUUUGAUAGAGCAUAUGAUUCAGGUUUGGAACCUCUGGAGAGAAGAAAGAGCCUUGGAAAUUGUCGAUUCAUGUAUCAAGCCGUCUUACAUUCCAGAUGAAACUCUGAGAUGCAUUCAAAUCGGGCUGCUUUGCGUGCAAGAAAGGGAUAAGGAUCGACCAACCAUGUCUGCAGUUGUUCUCAUGUUGAAUUGUGAGAUAGCUCUUCCUUCACCUAAAGAGCCAGCAUAUGUUCUCAGAAGAAACUACAAAGAUACUGAUUUAAUUGGAACGCAAGGAUCAUAUUCUGAGAACGAAAUGAACAUAACAGAAAUUGUAGCUCGCUAAGGAUAGGAUUUUAGUUGCUUCAUAUGGGUUUUCCUUUUCCUCUGCCAUACUGGUCACUAUUCAUGGUGCUUCUAAUCAGAUUUUGUCAUGCAAGUCCUCAUGUUUUGCUUAGCUGCUGGUGUAGUUUUUAUUUAUUUAUCAUUCAUAGCACUACCGUAAAUGUAUGCUUUUCCCUGUUUUUAUUAAGUAUUAUUCUUUCGUUUAAUGUUUUUAUAAAUUACUUGCCACUGAUAUAUGUAAGUUCAUCAAAUACUAUACAAAAAUAUUUGAUAGACGUUAUACACUCGUAGAUUCUAUUA
Ziziphus jujuba (common jujube) is the source of this 2931-nucleotide messenger RNA. Its product is annotated as G-type lectin S-receptor-like serine/threonine-protein kinase RKS1. Lineage: Eukaryota; Viridiplantae; Streptophyta; Magnoliopsida; Rosales; Rhamnaceae. The record is from RefSeq and is a predicted model, not a curated record. Gene Ontology annotation, biological process: recognition of pollen; protein phosphorylation. The coding region runs from base 191 to 2632 and encodes 813 amino acids. The transcript is spliced from 8 exons. Gene Ontology annotation, molecular function: ATP binding; protein serine/threonine kinase activity.